AUGGAUGUUCAAGCUAUUGUAAAUGCAAUAUAUAGCUAUGAUAAUCCAAUCAUGCAAAUGCAUACACAACCGGUUAGAAAACACCGUUUUCGUUAUUGUACGGAUGGAAUUCGUUAUUUAGAACAAUCUCGUCGCAAUCCAAUGUGUAUUAAAGUUUUACCUAUAUUAAGCGGAUGUCUAACAAAAGCAGAACAAUCAUUUUGGCUUGAACUUACAAUGAUCACUACACAACAAAAUCUACAACGAAAAAGAUUUCUUCAUCCAUAUGAAAUGAUUAAUAAUGAAGAAAAUGUACAACAAAAUGGUUUAGGAUCAUUUCGUGUUCAAUUAAGAGAUGAAGAUAUUCGUCGACGAAAAAAAACAUUUCGACAUUUAUCCAUAAUUAAAACAAGACUUAAUGAUUAUACAUUUCAAUUAAUUCCGUUCGAUCCUUUGAUGGAAGAUAAUCAUGUCGAAUCUUAUACACUGCUAAAUGAAGAACAUAUGACAAAAGUACAAAAAGCAAAACUCUUUGAUCGAGAGUAUCAUACAAAUAAUUAUCAAAUUGUUUCUCAAUUAAUUAUAAAGCAAAAGGAUAAAUGGUACAUGACGCCUAUUCAUUGUGAAACACAUGUGAUUACAGACGUUUGA
This is a messenger RNA of Rotaria sp. Silwood2, 630 nucleotides long. The record is from the annotation of a GenBank genome assembly. Lineage: Eukaryota; Metazoa; Rotifera; Eurotatoria; Philodinida; Philodinidae.